AUGUUCAUUGAGAAGAGAGAAAUUUAUACAAAGAUUAAGAAAAAAAAAUUAAAAAAACUAGCCGUUAUGAGGAGCAGAGCCUCUCUCUCCCACCUCUCUGCAGCAACUCAUAUGCCUUCCACUGACAAAUUGUCUCCAAUUACAAAGAUUCCCUCUCCCUCUCUCUCUCUCUCUCUCUCUCUCUCGGAGGGGAUGCUCACGUGGUCUCUAACAGAAACCCCACCUCUAAUUCACAUUACAAAAUGUUUUAGCUUCUGUUUCAUUGUUGCUAGAGUUCAAACAAGAGAGGGAGAGAGAGGGGGAGAGAGAGAGCGCAGGAAAGCAAAAUCAUCUUAUUGUUUUCUGGAGUAUAUUUCUAUUUCUUGAGAGUUAUGGAGAAUCUAAACAAACGUUUCAACAAUUUCUGCAGAUACCCUUUUCGGAGUUUUGCUGAUCGGCGUUGUAUUUCCAAUAAGAAGAAGGAGAAAUGGAAGAUUCAGUUGGAAUUCAAACUACCAUUUUUACAACAUACCCAGGUUUUUUUCUUGUUCCUUCAGCUGCUCAUUUUUCUCAUUCAACCUGUUGCAAGCCAAGAUUGGGAUGGUGUAGUUGUCACCCAAGCUGAUUUUCAAGCAUUGCAAGCUUUUAAAGCUGAGCUAGUUGACACAAAAGGGUUCUUGAAGAGCUGGAAUGAUAGUGGUUAUGGAGCUUGUUCUGGUGGUUGGAUUGGAAUCAAGUGUGCUCAAGGCCAAGUUAUUGUAAUCCAGCUUCCUUGGAAAGGAUUAGGAGGCAGAAUUACUGAUAAAAUUGGCCAACUUCAAGCACUUCGAAAGCUCAGCCUCCAUGAUAAUCUCAUCGGCGGCUCAAUCCCUAAGACACUGGGACUCAUCCCAAGUCUUAGAGGGGUUCAAUUAUUCAACAACAGGCUUUCGGGUUCAAUCCCUUCUUCUUUAGGUUCUUGUCCUUUGCUUCAAACUCUAGACCUUAGUAACAACUCUCUCACUGGGACUAUUCCAGAGAGCCUUGCAAAUUCUUCCAAGAUUUUUAGACUCAAUCUGAGCUAUAAUUCAUUGUCAGGUUCCAUUCCACUGAACCUCACUCGCUCUUUCUCUCUCAUUUUCCUAGACCUCCAAUACAAUAACCUCUCUGGAACCAUUCCUGCUUCUCUGGGAAAGUUAAGUGAGCUCCAAGAGAUUUCACUUGCUCAUAACCAAAUCAGUGGAGCCAUUCCAGUUGAAAUUGGUGGGCUCUCUAGGCUAAGAACAUUAGAUAUUUCUAACAAUGCCAUUAAUGGAAGCUUGCCCAUUAGUCUCUCUAAUCUAUCCUCACUUGUUCUUUUAAAUCUUGAGAACAACAACCUUGAUAAUCAAAUCCCUGAAGCUGUUGGCGGAUUGCAUAACCUUUCUGUUUUGAACUUGAAAAGAAACCGAUUUAUUGGUAAUAUUCCUGCAACAUUAGGAAACAUUUCCAAAAUCAUACAACUUGAUUUAUCACAGAAUAAGCUCAGUGGAGAAAUCCCAGAUUCUCUAGCCAACCUGCAAAACCUUGUUUCCUUCAAUGUUUCUUACAAUAACCUCUCUGGUCCUGUUCCCACUCCUCUAUCUAAAAAAUUCAAUUCAAGCUCUUUUGUGGGUAACAUUCAACUAUGUGGAUUUAGUGGUGCAGCUCCAUGUCCUUCUCAAGCACCUUCCCAGAGUGUCGCUCCACCACCGGAGACGCCCAAGAAACAUCAUCGGAAACUGAGUACCAAAGACAUAAUUCUCAUUGCUGCUGGAGCUCUUCUCCUUGUCCUAAUCAUACUUUGCUGCAUUCUGCUCUUUUGCUUGAUAAGGAAAAGGGCAGCUUCAAAAGCCAAAGAUGGUCAAGCCACAGCGAGAGCUGCAGCAGCAGCAGGAGUUGGAAAGGGAGCUCCGCCAGUAGCUGGUGAAGUUGAAGCCGGAGGAGAAGCUGGAGGGAAACUAGUUCAUUUUGAUGGGCCCUUAGCGUUUACAGCAGACGAUCUCUUGUGUGCAACUGCAGAAAUUAUGGGGAAAAGCACCUAUGGAACUGUCUAUAAGGCCACAUUAGAGGAUGGAAAUCAAGUUGCAGUGAAAAGAUUAAGAGAAAAGAUCACCAAAAGCCAGAGAGAAUUCGAAAACGAGGUCAAUGCUCUUGGAAAAAUCAGACACCCAAAUCUCUUAGCAUUGAGAGCUUAUUACAUGGGACCUAAAGGAGAGAAGCUUCUUGUUUUUGACUACAUGCCUAAAGGAAGUCUUGCAACUUUCCUCCAUGCUAGAGGACCUGAUACGCCUAUUGAUUGGCCAACAAGAAUGAGGAUAGCUCAGGGUAUGACAAGAGGCUUGUUCUAUCUUCACAAUCAUGAGAACAUAAUCCAUGGGAAUCUUACAUCAAGCAAUGUUCUUCUUGAUGAGAAUGCAAAUGCAAGAAUUGCAGAUUAUGGGUUAUCUAGAUUAAUGACAGCUGCUGCAAAUACUAAUGUAAUUGCAACUGCAGGUGCAUUAGGCUACCGAGCACCUGAGCUUUCAAAGCUUAAGAAAGCAAACACAAAAACAGACGUAUACAGCCUUGGAGUGAUCAUAUUAGAACUUCUUACUGGGAAAUCUCCAGGAGAAGCCAUGAAUGGUGUGGAUUUGCCUCAGUGGGUUGCUUCUAUUGUGAAGGAGGAGUGGACUAAUGAAGUUUUUGAUUUGGAACUGAUGAAGGAUGCUUCUACAAUUGGUGAUGAAUUGCUUAACACAUUGAAACUAGCUUUGCAUUGUGUUGAUCCUUCGCCAUCAGCAAGGCCUGAGGUUCAACAAGUCCUUCAGCACCUAGAAGAGAUUAGACCAGAUACUUCUGCUGCUGCGAGCUCUGUGCCGUCUGGAGGAGAGGAUGGUGCAGGAGUUCCCUCAACCAGUGAUUAAGCAAGCCAUUGAAGAAGAAAGAUAUGUAGUUUGGUGGCAGAGAGAGAGAGAGAUUAGGAAGUAGAGUAGAGGACAGAUUCUUUGAUUCUUAAGUGUUGGUUUUGAGUGUUAAAUUUCAUGUCUGUAAAUACUAGUUUGUUUGAAAUCUAUUCAAGGAUUCUGAUUCUAGAACUCCAGCUGUGUGUGCAAUCAAUCAAGGAUUUUCUUUUUUGGCAAAGAUAGC
This is a messenger RNA of Manihot esculenta (cassava), 3105 nucleotides long. Its product is annotated as probable leucine-rich repeat receptor-like protein kinase IMK3. The transcript has 2 exons. Gene Ontology annotation, molecular function: ATP binding; protein binding; protein kinase activity. Lineage: Eukaryota; Viridiplantae; Streptophyta; Magnoliopsida; Malpighiales; Euphorbiaceae. Gene Ontology annotation, biological process: protein phosphorylation. The record is from RefSeq and is a predicted model, not a curated record. The coding region runs from base 372 to 2882 and encodes 836 amino acids.